AAGAAAUUUGACAAUGUCAUUUGUAUAAACCAAAAUAUAAACUUCUAUAUAAAACAUAUAAAAUUCUAGUACUGUAGUUCACCAUGACUCUUAAUAGCAACUAUGCGCAAGGGUCCCGCACCUAAAGAUUCAGAUGAACUGGUUCUAUUUCAAAAAGGCUACAAGAUUUUAAAAAAAUUAGGAGAAGGUUCCUACGCUCCAGUGUUCUUUACCGAAUAUAAUGACUCAAAGAAAAAGGAAGAUCCAAGAAAACUAGCAUGUAAGAUUAUUGAUACAAAGAAAGCCCCUAAGGAUUUCGUAAAAAAGUUUUUACCAAGAGAGUUAGAGAUACUAGCUUUGAUCAAUCAUCCCCAUAUUAUCCAUGUUCAGAGUAUCUUUCUAAGAAAACAAAGAUAUUAUAUAUUUAUGAAACUAGCAGAAAAAGGGGAUCUUCUAGAUUAUUUGUUAAAAAAUGGCGCCACUUCAGAAAAUAGAGCUAGAGUGUGGUUUCGGCAGAUUGCUUUAGCCGUGCAGUAUCUUCAUGAGAUGGGAGUAGCUCAUAGAGAUCUAAAAUGUGAAAACUGCUUAAUUUCUGCUAAUAACAACCUAAAGAUAGCUGACUUUGGAUUCGCUCGAUUUGUGAUAAAUGCAGAUGGACAGAAUGUUACCAGUGCUACGUACUGUGGUUCCCUGAACUACGCUGCUCCUGAGUUACUUCGAGGCAGCCCAUACUAUCCAAAAUCUUCCGAUUGCUGGUCCCUUGGCGUCAUACUGUACGCAAUGUUAAAUAAAUCGAUGCCUUUCGAAGAAAAAAAUGUCAGAAAUUUAAUCAAUCGACAAACGCAGAAAAAAUGGAAGUUCCGGUCCAAAGUAGUUGACGUUCUUAGCGAAGAAGUAAAACAAAUCACAAAACGUUUGCUAGACCCUGAUCCCACCUCUCGUUGGAAAAUUAACCAAAUCGUAGACUCAGACUGGAUAAGAAUGGACAACAGAUUGUGGGAAAUGAAUGCUGAUGAACAGAGAUGUCUCAACCAAGCUAGAAAGGAAUUCUCCAAAUAUGUCGAAAGACUAAAAACUACCAAAGAUAGCACAAGUCAGGAUUACAAUAAAUCUUCAACGUUGAAACUAAUUAAACAAACGGAUCUAGAAAAAGAUAAGAGCAUAUUUUUGAAAUCUCAACGUUUUCCCUUUGUUCAGAAUGUCGUGGUAGAAAAAAAGAGUGGUGAAGGAGCCACAGAUAAAGAAAAAGCUGGAGAAACGUCCAAGAAAAAGAAACGGUAGUCUUGUAUCCAGUUACUUUGUAACGUACAUGUUAUAAAAAUGUGUUAAAUAAAUAGCGUAUAGUAUA
Diabrotica virgifera virgifera (western corn rootworm) is the source of this 1327-nucleotide messenger RNA. RefSeq names its product testis-specific serine/threonine-protein kinase 3-like. The transcript has a single exon. The record is from RefSeq and is a predicted model, not a curated record. Gene Ontology annotation, biological process: intracellular signal transduction; microtubule cytoskeleton organization; protein phosphorylation. Gene Ontology annotation, molecular function: tau-protein kinase activity; protein serine/threonine kinase activity; ATP binding. NCBI's taxonomy places the organism in Eukaryota, Metazoa, Arthropoda, Insecta, Coleoptera, Chrysomelidae. Bases 103 to 1260 code for a protein of 385 amino acids. Gene Ontology annotation, cellular component: cytoplasm.